This is a messenger RNA of Condylura cristata (star-nosed mole), 809 nucleotides long. It is a transcript of the gene ANKRD39, whose product is annotated as ankyrin repeat domain 39. Gene Ontology annotation, biological process: regulation of cardiac muscle contraction; protein localization to T-tubule. Bases 33 to 584 code for a protein of 183 amino acids. The transcript has 4 exons. NCBI's taxonomy places the organism in Eukaryota, Metazoa, Chordata, Mammalia, Eulipotyphla, Talpidae. The record is from RefSeq and is a predicted model, not a curated record. Gene Ontology annotation, cellular component: T-tubule. Gene Ontology annotation, molecular function: protein binding.
CCCAUAGCUGGUGGGCGGGCUUCAAGGUGGACAUGGCGGCGCCGGGUCCCUGCGCCGACGGCCCCUGCUGCGCCGGCCCCAGUGCGACGGCCGGGGUGCAGCAGACACUGGACGAGAUGGACUUCGAGAGAGGAAUCUGGUCGGCAGCUCUGAAUGGAGAUCUGGGCCGAGUGAAGUAUUUAAUCCAGAAGGCAGCAGACCCUAGCCAGCCUGACUCAGCCGGCUACACGGCCCUGCACUAUGCCAGCCGCAAUGGGCACUAUGCUGUCUGCCAGUUCCUGCUGGAAAGCGGGGCAAAGUGUGAUGCCCAAACCCACGGGGGUGCCACUGCCCUGCACCGGGCCAGCUACUGCGGGCACACUGAGAUCGCACGGCUUCUGCUUUCGCAUGGGUCCAACCCCAGACUGGCUGACGGCGAUGGCAUGACCAGCCUGCAUAAGGCUGCUGAGAAGGGUCACGUGGACAUCUGCUAUCUCCUGUUACAGCACAGCCCGGCCCUCAAAGCUGUCCGGGACCGGAAGGCACGGCUAGCGUGUGACCUGCUGCCCCACAACAGUGAUCUGCGGGACCUGCUGGCCAGCUGAGUCACCACCUCUGUGUCUGGCUGUCCUGCACGGGCACACAGGAUGGCACUCCCAGCCCCUCCAUGCUGCAGGGUGGGACACCAAGGCCUGAAGACCCAGGAAGAGCCCCUUUUGGCCACUGGAAUAGGGGAGAUGCUUAGGUGGGACUGCAGGCACUUAAGCCUGGGCAGAUGAUCAUACUCUACACAGUUCCUGUGGACAUAAUAAAGUUAUAUCCUAACUUCA